GGGCAACAGAAACUCCGGAACACGCUUCCUUGGAAUAUUGUACCCUCCUUCUUGCUUUCUUUUCCCCUUCCCCUCUGGACGGAUUGGAAGCUUGUUGGUUGUCUUCUGAUACCCGAGACACCGGGUGAUAAUCUAGACACUUUCCGGUUGAACCGGCAAGUACAUAUUUCACCAGUCUGUCUUCUUCUGUUCGAAUCAAACAAAAGUUUAAGGUGUGCUUGUGUGUGUGUAUGUGUGUAUGUGUGUGCACGUUGACACGACCCCUUUACUGAUAAGUUGAACAAAUAACUCGCUCGGGUUAACCAUCAUUAUCUAUCUUAUCGGAUAACUUGGACAGAAUUUUAUAGUUUUACACUCAUCUAUCCAUCCCACCCCAUUGACAUUCUCCGCCCCUCGGCCCCUCUCAUAUCUCGACCAGGACAUUCGCGUGUCGGUACUUGUUGUCUCCCGUAGAAUCUUUAGUGUCUUCUCCACCUUCACUUCCGACAAACAUAACAUAAUACGAUCAAAUUGGCGACGACAACCCUCUACUCGACAUGUCAAGCCGGAAGAGAAUAUCGCAAGCUUGUAAACCAUGUGGCAUUAAGAAAAUAAAGUGUGAUGGCGGGGCUCCCGUGUGCGGACCUUGCCUAAAGAGAAACGGAGAAUGUUCUUAUGGUAUAUCAAAACGUGGGCAUUUUCCACGGAAAUUCAAUGAUGAUGGAAGCCCAAACACUGCCGGUCGUGAAAGCUCAUCUCACCCAUCGCCUAUUCAACAACCUUUAGGAGGUAGUCGCCUUCCUAUUACAUGCUCUGACACGCCACUCAACCCUCAAGGCUCUGUCAGGCCAUCCUCAGGUUAUACCCACAGCUCGUCGUCGCAAAGAAAAGAUGCCGGACCAAAGAAAUAUCCUUUCAAUGCUGAGGUAACAAAGCGUUUGUUUCAAACUUACUUCGAUUGUAUUCAUCCACUAUGGCCGAUUCUGUACAAACCCAUGUACACUUCAUUCGAUUACAUGUACCCUUCACCAACCAUCCCAAAUGUCUUGGCAUGUGCAAUGUUCGCCAUCGCGGCUUGUGUAGAAAAGCUUCAACCGGUUUCACAGCCAUUCGAUGACCCGCACAUCAUGGGAUCGGAAGAGCCUCGCUUUUAUUUCGAGGAAUCCCUGAACUUGCUACAAAGAAGCAAUGAUACCAGUGAUAAAUCAUUGAAGAAUGCUUUCACUCCUUCAAUCGUAAAUUGCCAAACAUUGACAAUACUUUCACUGCAGCAGCAUGGAGUAGCUGAAUAUUCACGAGCGGCGAUUUUCUGUGGACUUGCGUCAUCAAUGGCUAUCGAGUUACGCCUGCAUAGACCUCACGAAGCGCAUGGUCCACAGUGUGAAAUUCGUUAUCGUCUCUGGUGGAAUCUAUUCAUUCUCGAGAAGAUGAUUUCUUGCGAAAUGGGGAGGCCAGUGAUGUUAAGAGUCGAGGAAACUGACACUCCAUAUCCCUCGACCUCCGAGGCGGAUGAAUUUGAACUACUUCCUAGUAGAAUGAAGCGACAGAAUACGACUAAUAUAAAUGUUGUUGGCAAGAUGCAUACGCUUUCAAUCCUUGUGACAACUAUUCAACUUUCAGUCACAAUGGAAAGACUUUCGAGAGAAGUGUAUGGUUUGAUGAGCCGGAGAGCAAUUCGGGAUGACCGAAGCUUCGGUGAAGGAAAACGCAUGGAGAUAUGGUCUUCUUUUCAGAAGUGGGAGAGCGAUACUGAAGCUUCCCCCUUACGCUUAGAUUUGAGCAGCGAUGUGACGUCAGUUCCUGGUGUCGUUACUAACUAUGUUAUCAUGCACUCAGGAGUGAUUCUUUUACAUCGCCCUUUCAUUGCUCGAUGGAUAUCAAACCCUGCAAGUACCAAUGCAUCGGCGCACCCGCUCAAGAUUUGCCUGAAUAGUGCCAAUGCAAUUUGUGCUAUCUUGGAGAAGUACUUCGAUCAUUUCUAUGGCCUGCCAUGUGACAUGGUAUUUAGUAUUUUUACAGCUGCAAGCACGCUUUUAUAUCAAUCAAAGCAACCGGAUGGGGGUGAUAAUGCAGAAUCACAACGCCGUCUCAAGAUGUGUAUUCACUGGCUUUCUGUUCUUGGAAAAGGUUGGAAUAGUGCUGGAGCUCGCCAACAGCUUUUGGUAGAUUUAUCAGCAAUGCCACGGGAUGUUAAUAUGACAACUCUAGUUAAUGCAGCCGCAGCUGUUGAUGCCCAGGAAUCAACAUCCUCACAGCUUUUAUCUGAGCAGGAAUUAAUGUAUGCCCGACACUCGACAGCAGAUACUACUCCUGGCACAGCGAAACCUGGAGCAGCAGAGGACUGGGAGUUUUUGAGAGGAUUUGGAGAUUCUUCUGAUGAAUUUUACAUUCUAGAUGAAGAACUUCGAGUUUUACUUGAGAGUGAUCAGCAGUGGAAUCUCUAAGUUCCAUAGCUCAGUUCGUUAAAAAAGGAAUCAUUACGCUUAUCA
Molecule: messenger RNA, 2468 nt
Organism: Botrytis cinerea B05.10
Lineage: Eukaryota; Fungi; Ascomycota; Leotiomycetes; Helotiales; Sclerotiniaceae
Exons: 5
Coding region: 537-2423 (628 amino acids)
Biological process (GO): DNA-templated transcription; regulation of DNA-templated transcription
Molecular function (GO): DNA-binding transcription factor activity, RNA polymerase II-specific; zinc ion binding; DNA binding
Source: RefSeq, a predicted model, not a curated record